This is a messenger RNA of Bombina bombina (fire-bellied toad), 2967 nucleotides long. RefSeq names its product tapasin-related protein. Bases 1386 to 2636 code for a protein of 416 amino acids. The transcript is spliced from 6 exons. NCBI's taxonomy places the organism in Eukaryota, Metazoa, Chordata, Amphibia, Anura, Bombinatoridae. The record is from RefSeq and is a predicted model, not a curated record.
CACUGUGUAUUGUGUGUGAGCUGUGUAUGUAUUUUAUCAGUAUGUGUACAGUGUGUGUUUGUGUGUGCUAAGUGUAUAGUGUGUGCUACUGUGUACAGUGUGUGUUUGUGUGUGUGUGUGCUACUGUGUACAGUGUGUGUUUGUGUGUGCUAAGUGUAUAGUGUGUGCUACUGUGUACAGUGUGUGUUUGUGUGUGUGUGUGCUACUGUGUACAGUGUGUGUUUGUGUGUGUGUGUGCUACUGUGUACAGUGUGUGUGCUACUGUUUACAGUGUGUGUUUGUGUAUAGUGUGUGUGUCUGUGUGUGCUGAGUGUAUAGUGUGUGUGUGUGUGUGUGCUACUGUUUACAGUGUGUGUUUGUGUACAGUGUGUGUUUGUGUGUGCUAAGUGUAUAGUGUGUGCUACUGUGUACAGUGUGUGUUUGUGUGUGUGUGUGUGUGCUACUGUGUACAGUGUGUGUUUGUGUGUGCUAAGUGUAUAGUGUGUGCUACUGUGUACAGUGUGUGUUUGUGUAUAGUGUGUGUGUCUGUGUGUGCUGAGUGUAUAGUGUGUGUGUGUGUGUGUGUGCUACUGUUUACAGUGUGUGUUUGUGUACAGUGUGUGUUUGUGUGUGCUAAGUGUAUAGUGUGUGCUACUGUGUACAGUGUGUGUGCUACUGUUUACAGUGUGUGUUUGUGUAUAGUGUGUGUUUGUGUGUGCUAAGUGUAUAGUGUGUGCUACUGUGUACAGUGUGUGUGCUACUGUUUACAGUGUGUGUUUGUGUAUAGUGUGUGUUUGUGUGUGCUAAGUGUAUAGUGUGUGCUACUGUGUACAGUGUGUGUGCUACUGUUUACAGUGUGUGUUUGUGUAUAGUGUGUGUUUGUGUGUGCUAAGUGUAUAGUGUGUGCUACUGUGUACAGUGUGUGUUUGUGUGUGUGUGUGCUACUGUGUACAGUGUGUGUGCUACUGUUUACAGUGUGUGUUUGUGUGUGCUAAGUGUAUAGUGUGUGUGUGCUACUGUGUACAGUGUGUGUGUGUGCUACUGUUUACAGUGUGUGUUUGUGUGUGCUAAGUGUAUAGUGUGUGUGUGCUACUGUGUACAGUGUGUGUGCUACUGUUUACAGUGUGUGUUUGUGUUUAGUGUGUGUGUCUGUGUGUGCUGAGUGUAUAGUGUGUGUGUGUGUGUGUGUGUGCUGAGUGUAUGGUGUAUUUCUGCUGAGUGUACAGUGUGUGUGUGUGUGUGUGUUUAGUGUAGUGUACUGUGUGUGUGUGUUUAGUGUACUGUGUGUGUGCGUUUAGUGUACUGUGUGUUUAGUGUACUGUGUGUGUGUGUGUGUGUUUAGUGUACUGUGUGUGUUUAGUGUACUGUGUGUGUGGGUGUUGAGUGUAUCUCACCUGACAGACACAAUGAAAGAAGGAGCACUACUAAUGCUGAUAUUAACUGUUCACGGUAUCAGGUUUUCUAGUUCAGACACAUCUGAUGUGGAGAGAGCAGUUGAUAUUGUGCUGCCCUGUAUCUAUGUGUUAAUGGGUGAUGGGGAAGAAGAAGGUAAAGCCGGAGGUCUUGCCCUCUCAAAAGAACGAGUAACACUCGUUCUGCGGAGCCUAACAGUGAUAGGAAAAGAGGAAGAGCUGGAAACCAUCACAACCUAUCAACUCACAGAAGACACAACAACUCGAGUUAUCCAAGUUUCAGUGAACCUGGAUCCACUUACAUUUGCAAGCAAAUUGCUUCAUGCAGACUGUGAGGGGGAAGAGGUUGUAUGUGAGAUUUCCCCUCUCUCUUCCGCCCAUCUUAACCACCAGUUUUAUAUUACACAUAUCCACUUAAAGGAGCUUAGCAUCUCCAUGGUAACACGGCCAGAGAAGUCCAGUAAGGAUUCAGAAGACUCAAGAGGACCAAAUUCAGUUCUACAUGAAAUGACUGCAGAAACACUAACAGUGGCCUUUAUGAUCUCCUCCACUCCCACUUUACAUCUGACUGCACCAGCUGUUGAUGUGUCUUUAAAUUGUGAGGUUUGGGGGGACACAGAGGGGGCAUCAGUUGAAUGGCACCUGCAGAAGGAGGGCAAAGGACAAAGGUUGGACCCAGAAGAAGGGUCUCGGCUCAGCAUUGUUCCAGGACCCCUGAAAAAGAGCAUGGAUGUAUCACUAACCAUUAAAGGGGUUCGUGUGCAGGAUGAGGGGACGUACAUCUGUGCCAUCACAUCUGGACCCCAUAAAGUACAGCAAAUACUGCAGCUGAAAGUCAGAGAACCACCACAGGUAACAAUGGUUCUGAGCAAAGGUCUGGACCUCACACUGAUUUGCCGUACAGACAGAUAUUACCCAUUGGAUGUAGAGGUCAGCUGGCUUCUAGGGCAGACUCCUGUCACUCACACUCACCCUGUGACUUCCAGCCAUCGUAGGAACAGUGAUGGAACCUACAACUUGAGCACUCAUCUGAAAGUCACAACACCCACGAGCGGUGCUCCCCCUGACAUAUACACAUGUACAGUGUCACACAUAUCUGUACCUGAUCCAAUAACAGCCACAACUGUCAUCCAUCCUGCAGAUGAAGAGAAUUUGAACACACCUGGGGCAGUUGGACUUGUCAUCUCCACUCUCAUCCUUCUCUUCACACUAUUGGCUGUCUUCAUGUUCAAAUUAGACAGAUAACAGAAACAUGAGAAAAGGAAACAUGCAGAGUGAGGUGUAGAACUGUACAACACAGGUGGGGGUGAGGUAUAGAACUGUACAAUACAGGUGGGGGUGAGGUAUAGAACUGUACAAUACAGGUGGGGUGAGGUGUAGAACUGUACAACACAGGUGGGGUGAGGUAUAGAACUGUACAAUACAGGUGGGGAUGAGUUGUACAACUGUACAAUACAGGUGGGGGUGAGGUCAGGUAUAGAACUGUACAAUACAGGUGGGGGUGAGGUAUAGAACUGUACAAUACAGGUGGGGGUGAGGUAUAGAACUGUACAAUACAGGUGGGGGUGAGGUAUAG